This is a messenger RNA of Perognathus longimembris pacificus (Pacific pocket mouse), 1479 nucleotides long. RefSeq lists its product as uncharacterized. Lineage: Eukaryota; Metazoa; Chordata; Mammalia; Rodentia; Heteromyidae. The record is from RefSeq and is a predicted model, not a curated record. The transcript has 5 exons. The coding region runs from base 1 to 1479 and encodes 492 amino acids.
AUGUCCCAGAAAACCCCAUCGGACCCCCAGGGCCCUCAGCCAGCCCCUCCCAACACCACACAAGCUGAGACCCCAGUCUCUCUGCUAACUAUUUAUGGCCCCGGGGACCACACUCAAGAAUCUUCACCCUCCUCCCGUAGUCGCCGGGUGAGCAUCCAAGAGCCCCUGCCAAGCAUCCUCAGCCAACGAACCAGCAACCCAGAGCAUUCAUCAUCCCACAGCCAUCGCCGGGUCAGCAUCCAGGAGCCCCUGCCAAGUAUCCUCAGUCGACGAGUCAGUCACCAGGAUUCUCCGCCAGCCCACAACCGUCGCCGGGUCAGCAUCCAGGAGCCCUCACCAGUCUCCAGCUAUCACAAGUUCAGUCAGGAUUCUCCACCAGCCCCCAGUCAUCGCCGGGUCAGCAUCCAGGAGGAGUCUUCAGUAAGGCUCCUCCCACACCAGGCCAGUACCCAAGUCGCGACACCAAUUUCCUAUAGUCACCGGGCCAGCAUCCAAGAAACACCACCAGUCACCUACAACCGCUGGGUCAGUGCCAGAGAUGCACCGUCGGUAUUUCAGGAUCACCUAAGUCUCCAAAGCACUUACCCCCAGACCAGUAUCCAAUCCGAGUCUUCCUCCCAGCCAACCAAUACCCAAGCACCACCAAAACCUAAGAAGGUCAGCGUCAUCAGCAAACCAAUCCAGGUUGAUAUCCCCCCAGCAAUAAUCCCAAGCUCUCAGGCCAUUGUCAAAAGCCUUGAUUCAUUUGCCUUGGACUCUGAGGGGACCUCAAGAGAAGAUGUCUACAGUAACCAACUUGACCAAGGUGCCUUGGGCAGCACCACACAGUACUUGUCAAGAUACUCCACGUACAGUGGGUACCGGGGAAAGUACAGUCGUCAGUCGCUGCUGCCCAUAGGCUGGCGGCUGCUUCACGAGGCCAGGAAGAUCAGCCGCCAUCUGAGCCUGGCGCUGACCCUGGCUGGCAUGGUGAUCCUCGGUCUCAUCUCACUGGGCCAGCCCUGGGUCCACUUCCAGGUGCCACUGAUGCCCCCUGGGGGCCCCUCGAGACCCCCAACCAUCCCCAUAGACACCAUCCUCUUUGUGCGAUGUCCAGACAUCUCCUGCCUGCAUGAAUAUGACCAGAAUGCUUACCUGCUGGACCUUGCCUGGGCCUUCCUGGUCAUCUCCAGCAUCACCUGCUUCUGUCUGUUUGUGGGCCUCGUCAGCACCAGCUUCUUCACCAGCUCCAACCUGCCCAUGCUAGAUUUUUCCCUCUUCAUCUGCAGCAUCAUGUCAGGGACCAGCAUCGUCCUGGCUGUCCUGUUCUACCUACUACAGGCCAAUAACUAUCUGCAGGAAGGAAUGACCUACCGUCUGGGGAUCAGCUUCUACCUGGCUUGGACAGGCGUCUUUCUCUUCCUCAUCACCGGAUUCUUCUCCUAUCUGAAUUACAUCAAUUUCUGGUCCAUCCUGGCAAUGCAGGCAAUUUGGGCUUAG